GGUAUCAGAACAUCCGGAGGCCAGCGUCUGGGUGGGAAGGGCUGGCGAACCCUGGGCCUCCGGCCAGGCCUGCCCUGAAAGGAAGUUCUGGAGGGAAGGGGCCUGAGGCCAAGCCUGAGGUCAGUUAUCUGGAACUCUGGCCACGGGUGCCACGACCAAAGGAAGAAAAUGAGCUGUGCUCCAGGUGAAGUGAUGGGUCAGGAAGGCAGGAGAGACAGAUAACAUGGUAGUUCAUUUUAUGUGUCAGCUUGAUGGGGCCAUGGGGUGCCCAGAUAUUUGGUGUCUGUGAGGAUGUUUUCAGAUAAGAUUAAUAUUUGAGUUGGUGGGCUGAACAAAGCUGAGUGUCCUCCCUAAUGUGGGCAGGCCCCAUCCCAUCUGUUGAAGGCCUGAGGAGAAAGAAGCCUAAGAAGGAAUUCUUCCUCUGCUUGCCAGUCUUCGAGCUGGGACAUCAGUCUUCUGUACCUGGAUUGGAACUUACACCAUUAGUUGUCCUGAGCCCCCAGCCUGCAGACAGCAGAUUGUGUGAUCACUCAGCCUCCAUAAUUACGUGAGCCAGUUCCUUAAAAUGAAUUUCUUGAUAGAUGAAUAGAUAGAAUGAAUAGAUUUGGCUUCUCUGGAGAACUCUGGCUAAUACACGUAACCAAGUGGAGGACAAAAGAGAAGGUCCAAAGAAUGUCCUGAGGGUUCUGGCACGGCCGCAGCAGGAAAGAGGUCAGGUAAGGCUACCGAGUAGAAUCAGCAAGAAGCCUCUCCUUGGUAUCAGACCAGCACAGCAAAGUCUCCUUCAUGAGGACUUCUGGUGUCUAAUUCUCUGCGUCCUGAUUGCUGAGGGGGAUUUAUGUACAAAACCUAAGGGCUGUUACAUUUAUGAAUAUCCCAUUAUUUCCUGAGGCAGGAACCCACAGACCUCCGAGAAUGUGUUACCUGCACACAGUCUGACAUGGUGAAAUAUCAACUUGACACAUAGAGCUCAGAGGACACUUUGUUUUACACUGUUAGAGGGUGUACAGAUUUUGGUCCAGUCCAAACCGCUAUAUAUAGUGACAAGGCCGGGUAGAGGUGAACUUGGGCCAGAUGGAGCAGAGAAAGCUGAUUUGGUAUGCAAUGCACCUGCUGGGACAGGCUAGGCCCUCUAUGCUGGGAGACCCAUUUGCUAUGGCAGAGACAGGUGAACCCCAUCUAGGGCCCAGCAUGGAGGGCGUGUGUUGGUCGUAACCCUCCUGGGAGCUUCCUGGGAGCAAUCUGAAAUUGGCCCCUGUGCUCUGAGGGCAGAGAGAGACUGAAGAAAGAGGCAGUCAUUCCAGGAUGGUGGGUGGCAGCUUUAAUAAGCAAAGGGGACUUACGUAUGAGGCUUGUCUCAGGCAGCAGCAAGAUGAAUGGAUCCCUGUACCUGCUGGCCAUACCUGCAAAGUUUAUAAAGAGGCCUUCGCAGGGUCUAGUCACAUACACCAUGAAGGCGUUUUCAACGCCACGUCGCCAUCUCAAGGCUAUAUCCUUGUGAUACGGCCUCUGGGAGCAAGAAAGGCAAGUGGAAACCAUGUUCCAAGGACAGGGCCGAGGAGGUGAGGGGCCUCCAAGUGCCAGGGUCCGGCUCACGGGUCGGUUGGUGGCCACAUCUUUUUGAUGACCUUUCCCACCGGGGUGGGCCCACCGAUGAGUAGAGGGAGGAGGUCAUCUUCAGAGGUACAGGCAGGUGUUGGUGUUUGCAAAGUCUGGCACAGGGUGGGUAACGUGGCCUGACCUGGGUCCUGUGCUUGCAUGUAGAGAAGAACCUGACUCUAGAGGAGCCGGGGUACUGGGAAACUCACAAGGCCAGGACUGGAGUCCAGAAGAGCAUGGCAGAGAACCAGCCCCAAGAACUGGGUUGUGCCUCUCCUCUGGGCCCCCUCCACACCUGGGCCUACAGACCACAGUGUAAGUGUGGUUCUGCUGCUUCUGUCAGCCCCAUCAGUGAUGAGUUCCCAGGGGCCAGCACCACAUCUCAGUUUCUUCUGUGCCCCUGGUGCCUAGCAGAGUGCCUGACACACAGUGAGUGCUCAGCGAGCGUGUGAAGAAACAGGGAACUCGGUAUGGAAACCCCUGCGCAGUGAGUCAGUGCUUCUCGCUCGGACCCAGCCUGGCCCUGAGCCCGAAUAAGCACAGCCUGCCAGUGAGGUGUGGGGUUGCGACCCAGGUAGGCCCUGGAGUUCACUGUCCUCUGGAUGGGUUGCUGUGGCCCUGGUUUUUUGAGGUAGGGGAAGGAAGGGGAUUGCUUUGUUCUGAUCAAUAAUUAGAUAAAAAUAAGUGACCAUUCAUAUUUAGGGGACUCAGGAGAGAAGUGUGGCUUGCUUCAAUGUUUGAUUCCAUCCAAGUUGUCUUUCCGUGAGCCAUGAUUUUCACGCGACUGUUGCCGCCCAGAAGAAUAAUGUCACUUAACGCCUCCCGUCCUCUGUUGCCGCCCAGAGGAGUAAUGUCACCUAAUGCCUCCCUUCCUCAGCUUCAGGUAGGAGCUCAGGGCCCCAGAAGGUGCUUCUCAGAGUGUUCAUCAGUCACAUGGCCCAGGAACAUCCCCAGAGCCCUGUGGUGAGAAGAGCUGGGGCUGCAGACGGCCUACAGGAGGAAGGCGGGUGGGCUUGCAGAUGCUUCCCGAGCAGCUGAACAAAGAUUCUGGAAAAAGCAGUCCCUGAGAACCAACAUAAUAGCGUGACACGCCAUCUACCUCUUGUGAGUAAAAGGCCCGCCUAGGUGUCUUGAUGCUAUAAAAAGUGUCUGUCUGAUGUUUGUCUACCAAAAAAAGCCAAGCAGAAGUCUUCAUUAUAAAAAAGACCCAUGAAGGACUGGGUUUCACACCCCCUUUUCCCAUGGCCACUAAUUAAAAUUACCAACUUUGACAAUCUAUGGGAUGUCACCAAAUUGAAGUACUCGACAUUUCCACAGGAAACGCCCCUGUGGGUCACCACCCAGGAGUUACCACCACACGCAUGUGAGUUCCCAAAGAUCUGCAGUUAGCAGAAAUGUAUGACCAACUCUGUCAGUCAGGUUUAGUUGCAAAGAGAACCGACGUGAACUGGUUUAAUUGUUGGGAGGGUCAGCAAGAGCGUGAACACUCAGCUUCCAGGAGCAGAGUUGAGACCCACGUCACAGAACUGGCUCCUUCAGAGCCGUGCCUUGGCUCCACCCCCACAGCAGACGAGAUGCUUCAGCGUGGGCAUUUCCUCACUGGAGGACUGGGAGCUAGACAAAGGCUAGCUUCCUACCAGUGCCUUUUGCCAAAAGGAAAAAUCCACAGCCCUGCAUGGAGCGCACUCCUAUGACAAGAAAGGAAGGAGCACCUCAGUGAAACUGCCCAGUUCUUAGUCUUUAGAUGCGCUGAGGUUUCCCUCACACCUCGGCCACCCGUGAGAGUCCUGCAGGCUGGCUCUGCCUCCGCCAGGAGUGGUUCUCUCCCUUCUCCACGGUGGCUCUGAUAAUCUGCCUCUGGCUCCCCUGUUUGGAGACGGGAAGACUUCUCUAGCUCAUUGACCUCUCCGUGUGACUCUUGACUCUAGCAGCUUCCUUGCUUUGAUCACCACCUGUAGCUCCAGGUCAGAGAUCCCCAUUUUCUGGCCCAAGCCCUGGAACCCCUACCCAAGGAAGAAGAUUCACACCUUCUGGAGCAUUCUUCACAUGGACCCAGCUCUGACGUGCUAAUGACCCUGGGGACAAAAUGGGAAAGAGCAGAAUGUAAACCAGGUGUGAAAAAGGCAACAGCCAGGCCCCGCAGAAGGCCAACCAGGGUCCGAUGUCUCUAAGUAAAGGAGAACUUUGGUCCAAUUGGGGCUAUUGUCCAUGUCUGUUGGUGGGGCCCAGCAGUAGGUGUCCCCAUGCAGGAGUCAUGUGCAGGUGGCUUCAUGGGGCUAGACUGAGAGGGUCAUCUGCAGCAGGUUAUGGACUCUCAGCAAAGAGGACAACAGUGAGACUCAUCCUCCAGGGAAGGUGCUGGCAGAGAUGAGGCAACCUGCUUGGGCCCCAGUGCUGCUGAGAGGGCUUAGAACAGCAAGAGAAACUUCAGAGCAGACUCCUAUUCCAGUACCCGCAGGAGGGGAGGGAGAUUUGCAGAAUGGAUCCGGGAUCGACUGGAAUUAUUACACUGUAAGUCUUGGAUAAACGGGAUCAUUAUUACAACCUCUGUCUCAACAUCCUAGCCUGUUGGCUGUUCAGAUGAGAAGAGGUGAGCCCUUAACCUGAACUCCAGCUCUGCCAGCCCACAUUAGUUGGGAGACCCGGCUCCAGUGUCUCACGUAGUCUUCCCUUUUGAUCUCAUCAGGUUCUUCCCUUGCACAAAAAACAGAGGAACGUGAACUUAAGUUUUCUUACAAGGGGACUUGUCAGAAUGAAAUGGGAAGGAUGAGAUCUAUCAGGAAGGUGUGGCAGAGAUUGGCUACCUGCUCCUUACGCUUAUUUCCUCUUGGGGGAUACUCAGCCACGUGUCCCAGCCUCCUUUGCAGGUUCACCAAACGGGUUUCCUCAGCCCUUCCCGAACACACUGAUGACAACAGUGACGUAUCUGGGCGCAUGACUAGUGAAUGCUGUGAGGAGGCGCAAGCCUGGAGCCGUGGGUCAGUUGUUACCAUCUGUUCAAAUGAUGAUAAUUAUACAUGUAUAAUGUAUAAAGCGGCUUUACAGCGAGACCCUGGUUUCUUUUAGACCCAAUUUCCUGAUACACGGGCCACUGGGCUCCUGUGAAAUGCGUGGCCGGAAGGGGGCUCAUUUAGUGACCGCUCAGCCAAGAGAAGGAAGCUUUGCUGUAGGUCCAGGAGGAUCUGAAGCCAAAACAAAGAGGAGUCGGUGCCCGCUUCCUCAGGGCUGGUGAACGUUGAGAGGGAGUGUCAUCUUCCCUGUAGUCCCCUGCCCAAGCCUGUCGGGUCUUUGGAAACCUAGAAAGGGCAGAGAAAGGGCCCUCCUGCUCUGUGGCCAGCGGAUCUGCAAGGACUGAGUACGGGGGUCACAGGACCCUGACAUUCCAGCCUUCACUUACUAGCUGGGAAAGAGGCCUGGAAAGUUCAUCACUCCUCUCCCCAACUAAACAGAGUGAUAGACACUUUUUCCUUUGGCUGUGAUACAGUAAGAGUGACGACCAUCACCAGGUUGGAGGCCAUGAAGUAACCCCCUCAGAAAUGCAUCGGAAAUACUGCCGCGGCUCCCGGGAAGGUUCUAGAGCUCACAGCCUCUGCGAGGGACAGAAUGGGGGUGGGGGGGGGGGUGGGGUGCUGCAGGCACAUCUCCCCGUGCAGUUUCCAUCCCUUCCUGUACUCCUGGGCUGGCUGGCCUCAGAAUUUCCAUGUUGGCCUUUCUGAUAGCAUCUAGGAGUUGAAACAAGAGGGAAGGAGGUAAAAUGCCCACGAAUUCCAAGGAAAGCGAAAUUAGGCUUGCCAGCUGGAUUCUGAAUGAUUUUAGGUCCCACAGGAGGCCACGAUCCUCUGACUCUUUAGACACAUAUUAUAACCCCCUUCAGAAUGGCCUCCGUAUCCUCCCCACCCCAGGAGUCUUCUCAGCACUGUCCACAUUUUGCUUCUUGCUCCAAACGUCUUCCAGGAUGACAGAAGAGACUGUGUGGUGCAAGGCAGAGAGAGGACUGGGCCAUCCGUGUGGUCAGGCCAGGGUGUCAGAAGCCAUCCUUCAAAGAUCAGCACCCCCUCAGCCCCCCAGCAUAGAGGACCCCAGGUUGGUACAGUACAUGCACCUUGAACAAGAGGGACUUCAAGGCAUCUCAACCCAAGGCAGCUUCAGACCCAAGGAAGGGUCUGUCCAUGUGGGGAAAGUACGACAGACCUUGUGCACAGUCUCGGAGGAGAGCUAGAUGUUCGGGGCCGACGCUUCCUGGUCGGUAAGUCCUGCUUAGGGAGGAGACAGAAUCCUUGCUUCUGGUGAGGCAUGCCUUCCGCUAAGGCCAUAACAGGCCAGGUCCUCCCAGAGGGCGAUUUUGCAGGUGACCCCCUUCCCCCUUGCCGGAGGGAAACCUCAUGGCUUUGGAACCCGACCUGUCCCUCGGCUCAGUGGCUGAGGCACCCGAGGCUCAAAGCUGUAGUGAUACUCCGGGCCAGGAUGUGGGACCGGGGCAUUGUGACCUCAGCAGUUCUGCACACAGAGAGGCAGUCAUCCUCCCUCACCUUGGCCUGUAAUCUGCACGGGACAGUGGCCUGGUCACAGGGGCCCGUGGUGGGGAGGUUGGGAAGUUAACACUCUGGCCUCCGCCAUCAUGUCGGCCAAGAGGGCAGAACUGAAGAAAUCAAACCUGAGCAAGAACUACAAGGCAAUGUGCCUGGAACUGAAGCCCGAGCCGACCAAAACGUAUGACUAUAAGGGAAUUAAACAAGAAGGGCUGUUUACCAAACCAGGAAGGACACAGGAGCUAAGGACUGAACUCAGGGAGGUGAAGGAAGAGCUCAAGGAAAAAAUGGAUGAGAUCAAACAGAUAAAGGGCAUAAUGGACAAGGAUUUUGAUAAACUCCAGGAAUUCGUGGAGAUUAUGAAGGAAAUGCAGAAGGAUAUGGAUGAGAAGAUGGAUGUUUUAAUAAAUAUGCACAAGAGCAGCAAUCCCCUUAGAAGAGGUCCAAAGGAGCAGCAGGAGUUCAGGCUGACGGCAAAGACGGACACAGACCCACAGCUCCGGCUCAAGAAAGUGGAUGGAGCCGAUGGCAUGCCACUCACUCUCCACGAGAAGAUGAUGGCACUUCAGAAACCAAAAAAGGACCCACUGGAUUCCCUUCAUCAAGGCAGGACCUGCUGCGAAAGAUGUUUGUUGUGUGCCCAGAAGAACAACUACAGUCAGGGCAGAAAACUUCCAUGCCAUUCCUGGGCACCCUUUUCAUCCUUGGCAUCUGGAGCUGCUUUCUGAUUUAUCUGUGCUUCAAGCCCUAUGCGGGGGAAGGUGUGCUUCCAACCUAGAGCCACCACAGAGCCCACCGGCAGCCCCGGCCCUUCCUCUCCACUCCCUGAGCUGCACGAUGAGGGCGUGGGGCCCUCUGACACGCCACCCCACCCCAGACCUCCUCCCACCUGGAGAUUAAAACCCUCACUUUAAAGCCAAA
Acinonyx jubatus (cheetah) is the source of this 7049-nucleotide messenger RNA. It is a transcript of the gene TEX35, whose product is annotated as testis expressed 35. The record is from RefSeq and is a predicted model, not a curated record. The transcript has 10 exons. Lineage: Eukaryota; Metazoa; Chordata; Mammalia; Carnivora; Felidae. The coding region runs from base 6218 to 6856 and encodes 212 amino acids.